AUGCAUUUCAAAGGAAUUUCGUCAGUGGCUUUGGGCUUGUUGGUGGCGCAUUCGGUUGUCGCAAGCCCGUGUAAACCGGUCACCUCGCGUGCCAGCUCUACUGUCUUGACUACUGCUUCAAAGUCUAUAACAUCUAUCCCGACGUCGUCCUCAACAGGCUCUGAAACAACUGUCUUGAGGAGAACGUCGGCCCAGAGUGAGACUGCUACUACCGCGGAGACAAGUGUCGCUGGUGCUGUUACAACCACUACGAUUGCCAUCGAUACAGCCACUACCAGUGCGAAGUCCUCUACAGAGAUUGAAAUUUCUUCAAAUACUAUUGGGACAAGUACCCUCGCUACUGAGGCUACGACUGUACCUGAAGUUAGUACUUCUAUGGCUGAUGAUACUGCGAGUAUCGCUAUCCCAUCGACAGCUAGAAGCACUACCACCACCGAUACAACGGAGGCUAGGGCAGUCACUAAAACUUCAACUGCUAUCGACACCACCGCAACUACCGCAAAGACAACAGCCGGGACUGAAACUACUAGUAGUGCAGUUGCCACAACCACUACCUCAACUGAAACAUCGCCUACAGAUAGUUCAACAAUUAUUGUGGAGGAGAGCACAGCACAAACAUCAGUGGAUAGUACAACAAUCACGACCAAGGACACCGCUACAUCUGUAUCUGUGGACACCACGACGACAACUAAUGAGAGCUCAACAACCACUGAUAGCAUCACAUCUUCUUCAGAAGGCAGUACAACAGCCCAAGCAACAGAUGAUACUACCUCAACCUCCGGUAGCGACACUGCCGCAACCAGUGAAGGUAUCAUUGCUAUUACGACUUCUUCCGAAGGUACUGCUACAACAACGUCUGGAGACAAAACGAGCAGUGAUCAAGACACUACGACUACUAUCGCGACUACAUCUGAGAGUGGUGCUUCACCUGGCACGACUUCAUCGGAAGAUAGCACUACAACGACUGAUGUCAGUACAACAACAGGGUCUGGUGAGACUACCCCUCCUAUCACUACUUCAUCCGAAGACGGCAGUACAACGACCAAGGAUAGUACUUCUGCUAUCACAACAUCAGAAGACAGUACUGCAACAUCUGGGGACAUCACUACAACCGUCACAACGUCAUCUGGUGGCAGAACUACAUCAUCCGAGGACAGCACUACCACUGUAGCAACUUCAGCAAAAGCCAGCAUUCAAACAUCUGGACUGAGCACAACAACUUCUGGUGACAGCACUACCGCCACUGUUGCUUCAUCAAAGGAGACCAGUGCAACAACUGAUGGAACGACUACUACCACUGCUGCUGUGGAGGGCAGCACUACAAUUUCUAUAGAAAGUACUACAACAGCUAAAGAAAGCACAACAACGGCUGAACAGAGUACUACAACCACUGAUGAGAUCACCACCACCACUGCCGAGACAACUACCGCAGCGGGCACCACCACAACCGGCUGUCCUCCUCCAACCACCGUCCUCGCAAACCCAACACCUCUAUUCACCUCAGGAGAUUUCCACAUGGACGAAUACGACACCGUUAACCUCCCUUUCCCAGUCGGCAUAUAUGGCCACCUCUCAAACACAGUCUAUGUUAGUACAAUCGGCAUGUUAACCCUCGUAGCCCCAGACAACUUCUACGAGGGUAACUACGAGCUGCCGUUUACUAUAUACUACCCAUCGGUGGCUAUCUUUCCAUACUGGAUUGAGUAUAUGUAUAUGAUGUCCGAUGUCUGCAACUCAGGCAUCUCGUACGAGGUACAUCAGACGUCUAGGGGGCAGACAUUCACUGUUGAGUACACCAUGGGUGCGCUACGCGAUGAUGGUUACACAGACACGGUUCACUUCACCGUUAGCUUGUAUAAAGAUCAUCCUGGGUUGGUGAGAUUCGUGUACUAUCGCACUUAUGCUGUUGACCACCCGACUGUUGGUGUCCAAGCUGGUGACGACUCUUACUCGCAGUACUCUUUUGGCAUGGCGAUACCAGAAAACUCCUACGUCGAGAUUGAUACGAGCAGUGGAGAUGCUUUCACGACUAGUGGCCAGCUGUGA
Fusarium verticillioides 7600 is the source of this 2046-nucleotide messenger RNA. RefSeq lists its product as hypothetical. The transcript is spliced from 2 exons. Bases 1 to 2046 code for a protein of 681 amino acids. The record is from RefSeq and is a predicted model, not a curated record. NCBI's taxonomy places the organism in Eukaryota, Fungi, Ascomycota, Sordariomycetes, Hypocreales, Nectriaceae.